Scomber japonicus (chub mackerel) is the source of this 1162-nucleotide messenger RNA. Its product is annotated as calcium release-activated calcium channel protein 1-like. Gene Ontology annotation, biological process: store-operated calcium entry. The coding region runs from base 69 to 728 and encodes 219 amino acids. Gene Ontology annotation, cellular component: membrane. The transcript is spliced from 2 exons. The record is from RefSeq and is a predicted model, not a curated record. Gene Ontology annotation, molecular function: store-operated calcium channel activity. Lineage: Eukaryota; Metazoa; Chordata; Actinopteri; Scombriformes; Scombridae.
CCUCCUGACCAUCAAUCCGGUCGAAAAUUGUAUCGAUAGAAGAAAAAUAACUUCGAGCAACUUUCACGAUGAGUUUGAACGAGCACUCAAUGCAGGCUUUGUCCUGGAGAAAACUGUACUUGAGUCGAGCCAAACUAAAAGCUACCAGCCGCACUUCAGCUCUUCUGUCGGGAUUCGCAAUGGUUGCCAUGGUGGAGGUGCAGCUGGAGCCGGAUCAUCAGUAUCCUCCAGGGCUGCUGAUAGCCUUCAGCGCCUGCACCACGGUCCUGGUUGCAGUACACCUCUUUGCCCUCAUGAUCAGCACCUGCAUCCUCCCAAACCUCGAGGCUGUCAGCAAUGUUCACAACCUCAACUCUGUCAACGAAUCACCUCAUGAGCGCAUGCACCGCCACAUUGAGCUGGCCUGGGCUUUCUCUACAGUUAUUGGCACCCUUCUCUUCCUCACAGAGGUGAUGCUCUUGUGCUGGGUGAAGUUCUUACCCCUCAAAAACGCCUCGGAAAAAAACGCAACCAUAAGCUCCGGUGAGGCCGCAGCCAUCGCUUCCACCUGCAUCAUGGUGCCAUUUGGACUCGUUUUUAUUAUGUUCGCCGUCCACUUCUACCGCACGCUGGUCAGUCACAAAACGGACCGGCAGAUCAGAGAGCUGGAGCAGGUCAUUCGGCUCCAGAACCAGCUGGACCAAAGGCCUGAGAAUGAUGACCUUAAGUCUGCUGUCCAUAUUGCUUAAUUAUAACCAGAUAGCAUACAACAGCAGCGGACAUUCAGCGGUGCUUUUAUUGUAAAAUGUAUGUUUAAGAACUGUGCGCAGAUGCUUUUAAUGUUAUUGCAAGUUUCAACUGUUCAACGUUGCAGGUUUUGACUCAGUCCAGAGUGCAUGGUCACAGUCUUCUGUACAUUAUAUAUUACUGUAGGAAAAUAGUUCUGCCUUCAGCAUUCAGGUAAACAUUUUGUUCUCAGGCUGCAACCUUUUCGUGGCUUUUUUUUAUAUUAUAUGUAACACUACAUAUUUUAGGGCCACGUGUGUACUAGUGUGCACUGUUAUAAAAAUUGAAGCAACAGCCAUUUGUUUGGCUUUUUUAUGAAGGAAAUAGCUUGCUACUUAUUUAAUAUGCCAAAAAAUACACUCCUCGGAACUGAAUACUACACUGUAGUUUAGUUGUA